Molecule: messenger RNA, 1677 nt
Organism: Helobdella robusta
Lineage: Eukaryota; Metazoa; Annelida; Clitellata; Rhynchobdellida; Glossiphoniidae
Exons: 1
Coding region: 1-1677 (558 amino acids)
Source: RefSeq, a predicted model, not a curated record
AUGAAGAAAUCUAACCGUAGUUGUUUGAAUGAACCAGACAAUUUUUGUUAUAUUUGUGGGCAAUUUACACCUCGUGAUCAGCGAAAAAAUUUGUCAAACAGAAUAAAGAUUGCCUACUACCAUUACUUUGGAGUAAAGGUGGCGGAUCAAGAAAGAACCUGGGCUCCACAUAUUUGCUGCAGUGUUUGCUACGUAGGUCUCACUCAAUGGUUAAAUGGGAAAAGAAAGCAAAUACCUUUUGCCAUUCCAAUGAUAUGGCGUGAGCCAAGAGAUCACCAUUCAGACUGCUACUUUUGCAUGACAAAUAUACAAGGACAUUCUAAGAAAACCAAAGCAUCAAUUGUGUACUCUAACUGUUCAUCUGCAAUAAAACCAGUUCCCCACAGUGUUGAAUAUCCUGUUCCAACUCCUCCUACAGACACUGUUCUUUAUAGCAAAGAAGAACAAAGUGGUGAUGAAAAGGUUGAUGUUGAAUACAAACCAGAUUACGACAAAGAUAAACCUCACAUGAUCACGCAGGGAGAACUUAGUGAUCUGGUAAGGGACCUUGGGUUAACUAAAAAUAAAGCAGAACUCCUGGGGUCUAGAUUACAGCAAUGGAAUUUACUGGACAGAGGAACUAAAAUAUCCCAUUUUCGUGACCGGCACACCGAAUUUGCAAAAUUUUACAACAAAGAGGACAAUAUAUGUUACUGUGUAGACAUUGCUGGAUUAAUGACAAAAUUGGAUGAUGAGUAUGAUCCUGUAGAUUGGCGUCUGUUUAUUGAUUCUAGUAAAGUCAGUCUAAAAGCAGUUCUGCUACAUAACGGAAAUGUUAAACCAUCCAUUCCUGUAGCCCAUGCAGUGGGUAUGAAAGAAACAUAUGAAUCUAUGAAGACACUUCUUAAAGUUAUAAAGUACACUGAUCACAACUGGAAUAUCAGUGGGGAUCUCAAAGUUGUUGCUCUUCUUCUUGGGAUGCAAUUGGGGUACACGAAACACAUGUGCUUUUUGUGUCUGUGGAACAGUCGUGAUGAUGCAAAUCACUAUCUCGUCAAAGACUGGCCUGCGAGAAUUGAUCCGGUACCUGGACAAUUUAACAUUCUUCACGAAUCGUUGGUGAAUCCUGACAAAAUCUUCCUUCCUCCUCUUCAUAUCAAAUUAGGAAUAUUUAAAAACUUUGUCAAGGCGCUACCUACUGAUUCGAAAGGAUUUAUUUAUCUUAAAGAUAAAUUCAAAACCACUCUCACAAACGCAAAGAUAGCUGCAGGAGUUUUUACUGGACCACAGAUACGUGAAGUUAUUCGUGACCCAAAUUUCAAAUUACAACUAGAGCCUGUGGAGUUGCUGGCUUGGGAAGCGUUUGUGGCACUGGUUCAGAAUUUUUUAGGAAACCACAGAUCAGAAGACUAUGUGAACUUGGUAGAAAACUUCAUAAUGGCAUACCAAAACAUGGGUUGUAGAAUGUCCCUAAAAAUCCAUUUCCUCCAUUCCCACCUUAGCUUCUUUCCUGCCAAUUUAGGAGCUGUCAGUGAUGAACAGGGAGAAAGAUUCCAUCAAGAAAUCUCUGUUAUGGAACACCGGUAUCAGGGUCGUUUUGAUAGUAACAUGAUGGGGGAUUUCUGUUGGUUUCUACAGCGUGAAAGUGAAAGUCAAUAUAAGCGCAAAAGAUCAUUAUCGACAAAUUAUUUUUAUUAA